Messenger RNA from Perca fluviatilis (European perch), 1723 nucleotides. RefSeq names its product peroxisomal succinyl-coenzyme A thioesterase-like. Gene Ontology annotation, molecular function: fatty acyl-CoA hydrolase activity. Lineage: Eukaryota; Metazoa; Chordata; Actinopteri; Perciformes; Percidae. The transcript has 11 exons. The record is from RefSeq and is a predicted model, not a curated record. Gene Ontology annotation, biological process: acyl-CoA metabolic process; fatty acid metabolic process. Bases 127 to 1416 code for a protein of 429 amino acids.
CUCCUUCCGCCGCGGAUGUCAUUGUCAGAACAUACACAGUUCUCACCAGACAGAGGAACAGACCGCCUGCAACAGAUCACCACGCCGCUACAACUGGCAGAAUUACAAAACUGACAAUUAUCAACCAUGUCUGACACUGUGGCUCCGAUGCUCUCUGUGUUCCCCAGUCGGGCUCUGGUCGAUGAGAAUUUCAAGGUGGUGGUGAAGAAUCUGCCUCCGGGAUGUCCAGUGACACUUCACUCCCUCCACCAGUGUGAGGACAAGCACUACUGGGAGGCCUACGGCCACUACACCAGUAAUCACAGAGGAACCGUGUCUGUUACAGAUGAUUUGAGUUUUGGGGGAACGUACACAGGAAAAGAAGCCAUGGGUUUGUUGUGGAGUAUGCGUCCCGUCCCAGGCAGCCGUGAAGGCCUCAGGUUGAGGAGGAGGAACGUCUGCAGCCCCCUGCUGGUCAACAUCUCCGUCUACAGGGGACAUGUAGUGGAGGGCUUCAGGGAGCAGGCUCCUCUGGCCUCGUCGCUCACAGAGAGAUGGUACAUGGCUCCAGGGGUCCAGAGGACCCAAAUCAGAGAGAAGGGAGUGCGAGGGACUCUGUUUCUACCUCCAGGUCCAGGUCCCUUCCCCGGCAUGUUGGAUAUGUGGGGGGGCGGUGGAGGGCUGGUGGAGUAUCGUUCAGCCUUGCUGGGGUCUCAUGGUUAUGCUUCUUUGGCGCUGGAGUAUUUUGCCCCUGGGGAGCUGAAGUCAGCAGACUUAGAGUUCAACUAUUUUGAAACAGCAUUUAAUAUCGUGAAAUACCAUCCUCAAGUGAUGCCGGACAGAGUUGGAAUUUUUGGUCUUUCCAUCGGCGCCGUUUUGACCAUUCUGUUGGCAGCGGAGAGCAGCUUUGUCAAGCCUUCCUGUUGUGUUUGUAUCAGCGGCAACCACCUUUAUCCACGGGGGGCGACCAUCAAAGAAGUCCAUCAAGUAUUGAACAUGAAAUCUCCCAAGAUACGCCUGGAUGAGAACAACUAUGAGAUAUGGCGAGAUAUGGGUCUACCGAUUCCUGAUGAUCUUGCACACAAAAUAGACGUGGGGAGAAUACACUGUCCAAUUAUGUUGGUGAACGGCCAUGAUGAUCAGAGCUGGGCCACAGUGGAGUCUUCUGACGAUAUGGCCCAGAUGAUGCGUGCAGCAGGGAACCUGCACCUGCUGACCAGACUUCACUACCCUGAUGCUGGACAUCUGAUUGAGCCGCCAUACACACCUCUCUUCAGAGCUACUAAGUUUGUAAAGGACACAAAAGAGAAAGUGAUAUUGCUGUGGGGAGGACAGACCAAACCCCAUUCAGAUGCUCAGGAAGACUCCUGGAAGAAGAUCUUGGCUUUUCUGGAGCAGAAUCUGUACUCCAGCCCAACUCUCAAAGCCAAGAUGUGAAUGACUACACAAGCACAGAUCGCCAACGUAUCACUGCUGGAACACAGAGUGUUGUGUGACCGGGCCAUGUUAGUACAUUAACACUACUGUUCAUUGGUUCCUCACUGUGUUGACCACGUGCCUUUCUUCUGAUAGCUGAGGUUGUUCGUUUUGUUCAAAUAGUGCCUCUUCCUUCUGAGCAAUACAUUUUAGUUUAAUUAUCUGCAAGCCUCAACCUUCGACAGUAAUAUAAAUGUAAGUUAUUGUAUGUUUUGUAUGUUUGGAUAACAAUUUUUAUUAUAUAUUAAUAAUAUUAUUAAAGUGUUCA